CACCAGCGACGAAUUCAUCAAUCCAGGAAGGGAAGGCAUCGAAGAAAAAGAACCCCUUCUCUGCUUUGAUCUUCGACCUCUUCAUCAAACCCGAAGCUCGAAGGCGUCGAUCAUGGCCAAGCUCCAGGGUUUCGCCAAUGCGUUCGUCUUGUUCUUGGCUUCCGUGGCCGCAAUUCAAUGCGUUUCAGGUGAGAUCGUGUGUGAGAAACUGCCGACGGACAUCUGCGCGUUCGCAAUAUCGUCGUCGGGCAUGCGGUGCGUGUUGGAGAAGUACGUGCAAAGGGGAGAGGUGAAUUAUCAGUGCGUGACGUCGCAAGUGAGGGCCGAUAAGCUGCAUGAGGCCGGCGGGUGGAUAGAGACCGACGAGUGCGUCCAGGCGUGUGGGGUGGACCGGAGCUGGGCCGGCAUCUCCUCCGACCCCCUUUUGGAUCUUCAUUUCAUGGACAAGCUCUGCUCUCCUCCUUGCUACAAGGGUUGCCCUAAAAUAGUGGAUCUCUACUUCAACCUUGCUUUAGCAGAAGGUGUUUUCCUUCCCAACUUGUGCGAUGCCUUAAAAUCCAAUCCACGACGCGCAAUGGCCGAGGCAACAUUCAAAUCAGGUUCCAUUGGAGAUGGCGCACCUGCACCAGCGUCUGCAGCACCAGUUGCAUCCGCGCCUGCACCAUUUUAGUAUAUAUGGUGGUCUUCAUUUUAUAUAUAUGUUGGCAAAUAAUUAGUUUGUUAUAUAUGUAUGCCCCAUUAGGGCUCAUUGCGGCUUGUUGUUUCAGAAUAACUGUUUAGGCUUAAGCGUAUAUCGUUCUUCUGUGCACACUGUGUACCAUUGACGUGAAGCAAAUUAAAUACCAUAUUGUCGUUCUGUUCA
Molecule: messenger RNA, 862 nt
Organism: Nymphaea colorata (pocket water lily)
Lineage: Eukaryota; Viridiplantae; Streptophyta; Magnoliopsida; Nymphaeales; Nymphaeaceae
Exons: 3
Coding region: 113-670 (185 amino acids)
Source: RefSeq, a predicted model, not a curated record